Molecule: messenger RNA, 2157 nt
Organism: Branchiostoma floridae (Florida lancelet)
Lineage: Eukaryota; Metazoa; Chordata; Leptocardii; Amphioxiformes; Branchiostomatidae
Product: E3 ubiquitin-protein ligase RGLG5-like
Source: RefSeq, a predicted model, not a curated record
GUGAUUUGGCUGUGGUAGGAUAUCAAGUUGACCUGAGUGUUGUUAGGUCACAGAUGACAACAAAGGCUCACUCACAAAGGCUGACGUGUCCUUAUACAAGAUGUACAGGUAAUACAACGUGAUUCUGACUCAGGGAACAUUUUUCUUUCACACAGACUUCGAAAAUAACGUUAUCAAAACCCCAUCUAGAGAAGAGAGGGAUCUUGGAAUCAUAAAUUGACUUGAUUUCUUGUGCCAACCAAAUUCUCAGUAUUAAACUGAGUAAGUUGUAACGUUAAAUAAAUAAACUAUAACGUUACCGGACGUUCAUGAUCAAGAGAGUAUCGUCCAAACUAACCGCGGACACAUAGUAUACUGAUCCUUAUGGGAAAGAGGCAAGCGUACAUUUCUCACUCACUCCGGGACAGCCUGAUGUUUUCUGACAUGGAGCCAGGUGACGUCGUUCUUCUUGCCAUAUUUGUGGUCGUCCUGGUCAUAGUCUAUACAAUAAGCAAGAAGAGUCAGAGGGGCACUGAUCGAGAACAUACGAGGGAAGCGUGGGCAGCUAGGGAUGCGGCCGCGGGUGGAUCGGGGGACACACCUCCGUCCUACGGCAGUCUGUACCCUGACCUGUCACAGUCUGGGUCCCCGUCACCAGCACGACACAGGUUCACACAGAUCGACAACAGGUUCCACACUCUACAGGACGUCAGCCGUGCCAUACGGGAGGCCGGCUCAAGUAACCUCAUAUUUGGUAUUGACUACACAAAGAGCAAUAUGUAUCAAGGUCAGAUGAGCUUUGGUGGGCGGAGCCUCCAUCACAUCGAUCCUGGUCUGCUCAAUCCAUACCAACAGGUCAUUGCCAUUCUGGGUGAAACUCUUUCCCACUUUGAUGACGAUGGUCUCAUCCCUGCGUUUGGAUUUGGCGAUGCCUCACACUGAUGUGUUACAGUGUUAUAACCUGAUCACGCCCAGAGUCAAGCUCAGUUUGCCCACAAACUUCGCUCCACUGAUACAUCAGGCAAUAGACAUAGUCAAGCAAACUAAAGCGUAUCACAUCCUGGUGAUUGUUGCAGAUGGCCAGGUCACCAGCGAGCGUGCCACCCGUAAUGCCAUCGUCGAGGCAUCCAAGUACGCCCUGUCCAUAAUCCUGGUGGGGGUGGGGGAUGGACCGUGGGACACCAUGCAGGACUUUGAUGACAACCUUCCCAGCAGGCUGUUUGAUAACUUCCAGUUCGUUGAUUUUCACCAAGUCCGUGCGACCGCUCAGAACCCUGACACGGCGUUCGCUGUCCAGGCACUGAUGGAGAUCCCUGAUCAGUUCAAGGCAAUCAGGCAGCUGGGAUAUCUGGACAGCUAGAGAUGGGCCUUAGCUCAGCACUGCUGCUGACAAACAUGCAUCUACUUCAUCUACUACAAACAUUCAUCAAUGCAUGUCAAAAAUAUAAUGUCCUGCUUUUGUCUUAACCUUGUAACAAAUUGAAAAAAUUAUGGUAUUUGGUUUUUUACUAUUCAGAUUGAAAAUGUUUUUAUUUAAAUUUGGAAAUACUAUGACAAUUUUGUAAAAUAGAGAAUAUUUGAAUGAUUUUGUACACAUUUGUAAAAGAAAGGAGACAGAUCUGAAGUUAUGAACAAAUUUUGAUCAAUAGAACAGAACUGGCCUUGAUGUUAUAAUGUACAUGGCUUUGCCCAACUGAUAAGCAGAGAUAUGUUGUAGCAAUGACAAAUGCUGCUGGCUGUACAUCUCCUACAAUGCAGAGAAGCUGAUAUAUUAGCAACAGGGAUCUAGCUACAAAAUUUGACAUGUCUUAAGUUCACACAUUAACGUGUAAUAAUGACAUGAACGUUAAAACAUUGAGCAUGAGAAAAAGCAACUUAAAUCAUUAACUAACGGGUAUCUCACUGGGCUUGCCCCCUAGGCAGAUGACAUUCACCACUACUUGCAAACAGGUGCCAAUUAGUUGGCAAGUGGUGCCAGCGAAUACCAACUUAUCGACUGAAAUUGCCAUUUAUUUUAAAGUUAGAAAGUUUAAGUGGCAAAAUGCUGCAAAUGGAUGUGAACUAAACCCCAAAAUGUAAGCCAUUAGAUUCUAAUGAGCUCGAAGAAGAUGCAAACUGGAUGCCAACAGUUUGCAUCUUGACCUUUCGAAUAAAGUUUGCCCGACCGCAUCUUGAACC